This is a messenger RNA of Nylanderia fulva, 3448 nucleotides long. RefSeq names its product SET domain-containing protein SmydA-8. Lineage: Eukaryota; Metazoa; Arthropoda; Insecta; Hymenoptera; Formicidae. Gene Ontology annotation, molecular function: protein binding. The record is from RefSeq and is a predicted model, not a curated record.
UCAUAAUUCUAUUUUAAGCUGAGAUUUAUAAUAAGAAGCGCGCGUUGAGCGGACGCUCGUAGAGCAGUGUCAUUCGCGUGUCUUUAAUCACGAGCGUAUUUUACGGUCCUUCGACUCUGCGAUAUAAUCUCGAUGCUAAUUAAUUCAUUUAUUUUACAAGAUUCACGACUGUUACGACACUCUCUUCUGGCAUCGCGACUUAUAAUCUCAACAUCUGACAAAUGACGUGUAUAUAAAUAUACCCGCGUUAUAAAAUAACUCUGCCUCUCCAAGAACUUUGCCAUCAAACUCAGUUUUUUCCUCAGUCUUUCCAAGAGUUUGUUAAACUCUUGGAAAUCACACAAUUAUAUAAAAACUCUAGCACUAUAUACCGAUUAUAAAUCGAUUUCACUGCAAAUUACAGUCUGAGUAGAGAACCUCUGCUUGAAACAAUGUAAGAUUUAUUGAUAUUUGUGCCGUGGAGAAAAUUUUGCAGAGAAACGAAAACAACAACAUCUCUGAAGUCAUUACAAAAUUGGCUCGGUGCCUAUACAAAAGGCGUUUUAAAUGUGCGGUAUAAAAGAAGAUGAUUGAAGCAUGGAAAGGCAAAGUACCGAGGAAAAAUUAAACAUAAGUGCGCGAGAGAUGGAUCCACUUGAGAUGAUGGGAUUGCUCGUGUCGCAUCUGCGAGAGAACAAUCUUGAUAAACCCCGGUCAUGGACCAUCAAGCGUUCUCUCAUGAAAGGUCGCGGAAUGUUCGCCAUACGAGACAUUCGAGUCGGCGAAUCGAUCUUCACGGAUGUCCCGUUGUUGAUGGGGCCGCGAUGUUACAGCAAGUGCCUGCCGAUGUGUGUCGUCUGUUACAAGAACAAUUGUCCCCUGUUCCCCUGCGAUCAUGAUUGCGGUUUGCCGAUCUGUUCGACGGAAUGCGAGAACUCGAUGUCGCACUCUCAGGAGUGUCGCACUCUCAGAGAGUGGAUGCCGACCUGCGGUUCCACCUGGUCCAAGGAUCUCCUGCUUGCGGUGGUACCGAUACGCGGUCUCGCGUUGUCGAAGGAGCAGCGAGAACUCUUGUACGCCUUCGAAUGCCAUUCGAAUCUUACCCAUAAUCACGAGAUCGAUCUGCUGAAAAGAAGCGUCAACAACCUUCCCAGCGAGGAACAAAUGGAGUUUAUGAGGCGCAUCUGCGAGGUCUUCAACACGAAUUCCUUCGAAGUCGUGAUCGCGAGAAACGAAGACUGCACCACGAGUCUACGCGGUCUUUAUCCCUUAGGUGCGUUGCAAAAUCAUUGCUGCGUGCCGAACACCAGACACCAUUUCGAUGAUCAGCAACGACUCCACGUGAGCGCCGCGCUGCCGAUCGCCGCUGGCGAAGAGCUCACCAUGUCCUACACCGACCUACUGUGGGAUACGUCGAGCAGGAGGCAGUUCCUGAGAGUCACCAAACACUUCUCCUGCGACUGCAGUAGAUGCUGCGAUCCCUCGGAAUUCGGGUCCCAACUCGGGGCGCUUCUCUGCGCAAAGGAUGAUUGUCCGGGUCAUUUGCUACCACGCAAUCCUCUCAGUCUUGAAUCUCCCUGGAUCUGCGACAAGUGCCAGAUCAGCGUGAAUCGCAGACAGAUUGAAUGCAUUCAUUCGGUAUUGAAUACGCUUGUUUUUGACGCAAUGUAUAAGACUCCGCGAAAGAUUCUCAAAUUUAUAGAAACGAUAUUAUCGAAAUUGAUUCCUGCCACUAAUUACAUUAUGUUAGAUGCCAAGUAUCGUAUAAUCUCUUACUUUGGCAGAGUGCCGGAUCUUAAAUGGAAAGGUAAGAUACAUAUAUAUAGUAUAUGUGUGUGUGUGAUAUUUUCUACCUUAAAAAAACAAAACGUAAUUUGUGUUAUUGCAGAUCUUACGGAUAAAGAACUUAGAAUCAAGAAAAUGUAUUGUAACGACAUACUUUCUACUUUGGAUAUUUUGGAUUCUGGAGAUUCUAUUAAAAGAGGCCUUGUUUUAUACGAACUGUAUCGUACGAAUCUUGAAUUGUCUAAGCGCCAGAUUUCGGAAGAACAAACAUAUCCGUGCAUAAAGGAUAACGAGGAUAAUAAAUGCCUCUUACGGCAGGCAAUGGAUAUAUUGCAAAACGAUGUCGGCGCAGCCUCUAUUCGUAAAAGUGAUUAACGCGAAAAGACACCGAUUCUAAAGUUGUAUUUAUUGAAUUAUUCGAUGUCUGGGAUGGAUAUACAUAUGUGUAUGAGCAUUGAAAUAAAUAAUGCAUCAUAUACUGCUAUGUAUAUUACGACUUUUAUAAUCUAAUCGUCUGGUUUCGUAUUUUUUUCACGCGACAUUCAGCUUAUGAUACAAGAAAGAUUUGGAAAUAUAUAUAAAUAUAGUUAUUACGAUAAAAAAGUGUAAGCGAUUAUUAUAUUCUGGUUAAAAGUACGUAUUUGAUAGAGAUUAAAUUUAAAACAUUACGUUUCAAAUAUGCGAAUAUUCACUUGAUUUUUAUGAAAGAUGCAAAAUGCUCAGACAAAAAUUAUGUUCAAUCGAUAAUUAAGUCAUAAUUUCAUGUCAAUUAGAAGUUAUGAUACGACCUGUUAUAGCGUGAAAUAGAUUCUCACAGACACAAACAUACACACACAACAUACACACACGGCAGUGUACAUAUAUAUCUUGUACAAUCAAUAUAAAACAGAAUUAAUAGUUAUUCACAAUUUUAUACGUAAAUUUUAUCACUUUUUCAUACUACUUGCUGUAAUAAGCAUUUUGCUUCCUCAUACAAAGCAGCACUUGGCUUUAGUGUUUCCAAAUCGUAAUUCACAUCUUCGUCAUAACUCGCAUUGUUAUUUCUGCAAUUAAAUUUCAUUACAUUAUAACACAAGAGUUUACAAAAAAAUAUAUUGACAAACAAUAUUCUAUAAAUCUUAAUUUAAAAAUGUACAAAAAAUUUCACUAUUUGUGUUCUUAAUUAACGUAAUUUAAUACGACUUGAUACUCACCUGUAUAAAGAAUCAUCUACAGCGGACAUCGCACCAUUAUCCAGAUCCUGCAGUAACCGAUUUCGCGCAAGCGCAGUGUGCAUCAACGCGAUAUCAGCAAGCAAGAAUUCUUUACGAUUCAUAAAAAUAAGAUUUGAAAAAUAUUAUUUCAUAAACUUUCUGACUUUAGUUACACUGAGAAAUACUCACCAUUCUCGUAUUUUUUUCGUAAGUAUUUUAUGAAAUCUUCGCUCGCAUACUUCUUAGAUAUACCGAUUCUGUAGAAUAUAGCUUUGCACUGCCAUCGAUUUUCCGUAGAAUCUUGAUUCGACGAGACAAUCCUUUUCGCUUGCGUUUCUUUCACGAGAGAUUCCCAAUCGACACCUAAAGCAUCGCCCAGUCCUUUGCCGCUCGUUUUGAUGUCCUCUUCUAACUCACCAUCAGAAAUUUCUUCAAAGUCCAUAGUUUCCAUAUUUUCGUCUUCCAUGUUUCUAUUAACAUAAAAAUGUUAU